Messenger RNA from Echinococcus granulosus, 1452 nucleotides. Its product is annotated as SH2 domain-containing protein 4A. The coding region runs from base 1 to 1452 and encodes 483 amino acids. The record is from RefSeq and is a predicted model, not a curated record. Lineage: Eukaryota; Metazoa; Platyhelminthes; Cestoda; Cyclophyllidea; Taeniidae. The transcript is spliced from 9 exons. Gene Ontology annotation, cellular component: cytoplasm.
AUGGGUAUGCUGGCUCAGAUUCUAAAGGAUAUGUAUAUUGAGCCUGAGCUCUUAGAAGAGCUUUCAGAGGAACAAAAACAAGUACUUUUUUGCUCUAUGCGUCAAGAACAAGUACGCAGAUACAAUGAGUGGAUCCAAACCUCUCCAGGGCCUGAUGAGGCUACUAAUAAAAGUGCAACCAAUCAAAAGUCCCUCCACGUUUCCUUCAACGUUGAUGCAAACGGCAAUGUGGUGCCUACCAUCAUUCCAAAUACAUUUGAAUCACCACCUUUAUCCGACCAUAGUGGCUCUUCUUCACCGUCUCUACCCUCUCCUCCCCUCCUAAGAAGCCACGCCUCCGAUCUCACACCUUCAGAGGCCCUUCUACGGCGAAGGCCGCCAACUUUUCCUCCUCCUGAAUCACCUACAGGCGUCAUUCUCUCUCGCUUCUCUAGUGAAAUGCGUACUCGCGUCUCACAAUUCGAGGAACCAGAUCGUCAAACCCCCAACUGGAAGGCGGUACGUCUGCGUGUAAGACGUCGAGAGGAGGAGCAUCGACGCGUUGUCGUCGCAGCACGCCGUAGCCUCCAUCUUGACGUCCAUGUCGGUGGAGGUGAGUGCGCACCCUCCAUCACCUCAGGCGUGUCCCCUGCGUUGCCCACCACCAACAUCAUGGGACGGGGCUUAUCUCGUAGCUCUGAGAAACCAUCCAUCACCGAUCUAGUGCAAGCCUGCGCCGCCAGUUCCCGAUAUGGCGUCACCUCCGCCUCAACCCUCCUAGAGGCCUCCCUCAUUGUCCGCCUCCCUCAAUCUAGCGGUGAUGACGAUGCCGCCUUGACCAACAACCGUUACGGCACAUUGGACCGUCUUCAAGCGACUUUCGGGUCGGCGGCCAUAAUGGAAUGGUUUCGGGAAUAUGAGGCGCCUUAUCUUCUGCGCAACACCUUUAAAGAUGGAGAUGUGCUGCAGAUUCCCACGUGGUUUCAUGGCCCUCUAAAGCGCCUUACCACUGAAGCACUGCUCCGCGGUCAACCAGACAACAGUUUCCUGGUCCGUAUCAGUGACUGUUUCCUCGGCUACAUCAUCUCUCACGUCGCCUCCAGUGGUGCCUGCACUCAUGUCUUCCUGCAUCUACUCAAGCCUCUCAAAACUGGUGCCGAGGAGAUCGGUACCCGGGAAGAGCGGGAGCUGCAGAAUAGUCGUGCUAAUGCGGAUCUACGGUUCUACCAUCUGCGGGGUCAGCGAAGCUUCUUCCGCCUGACGAUGCUCAAACCCCAUCUCAAUGACCACUCGAUUGUUGACGGGAAGGAGGGCAAGGAGGAGGGGAUGUACCUCCAGCAUGCCGUCGGUCAAUCACUCCCUCCCGUCGCCCCCACCCCUCCCUCCGCCGCCGUAUCUUCCAGUCCUCCGUUUGCUGACUACUUCGCUUUUCUCUUUCACCGUAACGAUGCAGAUGCUGUUACUGCCUUCUAA